AAAAAAUUCCCUAAAAUUUCUGCCGAGUUUUUCUUUUCAGAUGAUUUUCUUCUUUGCUAAAAAAUGGAGUCCAAAACCCUAACGAUCAUCGAAGCUGGAAAACAGCUGCUCUCCAUGUUCAACUCUCAUCGGGAAAUGUUUCAACCCGUUAAAGCAUUUCAAUUUUUCUUGGUUCUGUCAUGUACCCUUUUUUGCUUAAUUACGUGUGAACCAUGUGCUGUGAAUGGGAUGCCAAAAACAGACGAACUCGAGGGGUGUGAAAAAUAUGGAGAUACUCAAUAUGUUGAUUUUCAAGGAACUAUUAUCAGUGAUUCACAUCCGGGCUAUGAUGCAGGAACUUCUGUGACACGCUUAAGUGCUGAGAGUGUGUGCACCAAUUCUUAUUUGUUCUGUUUUCCUUCUACAUUGCCUGGAUUUUUUACUGAAGAAACCUCAAUUGAAGUAGGUGGUUUAGAAGUUUCUAGGGCCCAGUCUGAUAGUGUUUCAUCUUAUUUAGAACAAAGUAACCUUAGGAGGCAGGCAAGUAGCAGAAGUUGGUUGUCUAACCAUGGUAUGUUUAAAUUAUUAAAUGACCAGACAGUUUCAUGUUCUUUAUAUUCAAGUGACGGUACCCAUGAGUUUUUGUCAAUUCAUACCGAUGUUGCUAAUCAAAAUGAUAUUUCUUCAUGUAGACAACCUUUACUAAGUCAGAAGAGUAGAAGUAUUAGGAUGAAAAAGAACAAAGAGGUGACAAAAUUAGGUUCUUUUGACGGUUUAUCUUCACCUAAUGUAGAGAUAAAUCCUCCUAUAUUGGAUUGGGGCCGGAAAUUUUUAUUUUUCCCAUCAGUGGCUUACUUGACAGUAGCAAAUAAAUGCAACAAUAGCGGUUUAAGCAUUCAUGAACCAUUCAGUACCAAUAAACAGUUCUAUCCCUGCAAUUUUAGUGAGAUUUUGCUUGGACCUGGUGAAGUAGCUUCUAUAUGUUUUGUUUUUUUACCUAGAUGGGUGGGCUUGUCAUCAGCUCACCUUAUCUUGCAGACAAGCUCUGGUGGUUUCCUGGUUCAGGCUAAGGGGUUCGCUGUCGAGUCCCCUUAUGAAAUUCAACCAUUAGUGAGCCUGGAUAUUCCUUCUAGUGGGCAGUUGAGUAAGAACUUUUCUUUGUUCAAUCCUUUUGAUGAAACCCUCUAUGUGGAAGAAUUAACUUCAUGGAUGUCAGUUUCUCUUGGGAACUCUACCCAUCAUACUGAAGCUGUUUGUAGUAUAGAAAACUUCAAGGGUAAUAAUGGGGAAAUCUCACUUGGUGCUGAAGAUUGGUUGGUCAUGAACAGUGGUAAAUAUGAUCUUCCACUUAUGUUUAUGAGGCCAAGCAGGAAGUGGGAGAUUAAUCCUCAAAGCAGUGAGACCAUCAUAGAGAUUGAUUUAUCUCUCGAGUCAAAAGGAAAAGUCUUUGGUGCUUUCUGCAUGCAGUUGCAGAGGUCUUCUCAAGACUUGCCUGAUAUAGUUAUGGUUCCUCUUGAAGUUGAUUUGGGUAGGAAAACAUCCUAUGAUGACCCUGCAAGUUCUCUUUCAGUUUCUCUUGAAGCUCUGGUGCCGUAUGAUGGCAGUGAAACUGUUUCUGUUGCCAUUUCUUUGAAAAAUUCUGCUCCUUAUGUGCUGAGUUUUAUUAAGAUUGAUGAAGAUGCAGAUGCCAAAGUUUUCCAUAUCAAAUACAUGGAAGGGUUGCUGCUCUACCCGAGUGCUGUUACACAGAUUGCUGCAAUUGCUUGCACUGAACUACCGGUUGAAAUUCCUGAUUCUUCUUCUGAAGUAUCCAGUAUGAUCAACAAUUGUAAAUUGCAUUUAAUGACAAAUGAGUCUAUUAGCCCUCAGAUUGAUGUCCCUUGUGAGGAUAUAAUCCAUAUUUGUGUGGAAUAUCAGAAAAAUUUAUCCAUGGCAAAUGAACAUCAGUCUUAUAAGGUUAAAACUGGCAACACAAGGACAGGAUCCUUGAGUGAGGGCAUGCAACUAGCUUUUCGGGCACAGGUAUUGCAGACAGCAGAAGUGGAUGAAUUGGUACUUGGCAACUGGAAAUCUCAGGGUACCACAGGUGGCAUGUCAGUGCUUGGGGAUCACGAGGUUCUGUUUCCAAUGGUUCAAGUUGGUAGUCAAUGCUCCAAGUGGAUCACUGUGAAAAAUCCUAGCACACAGCCAGUUGUAAUGCAGCUCAUUCUUAACUCGGGAGAAAUCGUUGAUGAAUGUAGGAGCGAAGAUGUGUUUACGAUGCCCCCUUCUGGUAGCUUGGCUCACAAUUCAUCUACAAUACCAAUGAGACAUGGGUUCUCCAUUGGUGAGAAUGCAACGAUAGAGGCCUUUGUUCAUCCUAAUGAUAGAGCAUCUUUUGGGCCGAUAUUGUUUCACCCUUCAAAUCGAUGUGGGUGGACAAGUUCUGCACUGAUAAGGAACAACCUUUCUGGUGUUGAGUGGUUAUCUUUGAGGGGAUAUGGUGGGUCUAUUGCUCUAGUCUUGUUUGAGGGUUCAGCGCCCAUCGAGAGUGUAGAAUUUAACCUUAGUUUGCCAACUUCUCUAAACAUCUCUUCUCCACAAAUGUUUUUUCACAUUGAAGAGACUACUUAUGCAUGUUCUCGGCCAUUAUCAAAAGAGCUUUAUGCCAAGAAUACCGGAGAUUUGCCACUUGAGGUAAGAAGCAUUGAGGUUUCUGGGACAGAGGGUGUAGUUGAUGGUUUUACAGUGCAUAGUUGUAAAGGUUUCUUUCUUGAACCUGGAGAGUCAACAAAGCUUUUGAUAUCAUACCAGCCGGAUUUUUCAGCAGCUUUGGUACAUAGAGAUCUUGAACUGGCUUCGGCUACAGGCAUAUUUGUCAUACCCAUGAAAGCAACGCUGCCUCUGCAUAUGCUUAAUCUUUGUAGGAAAUCAGUGUUCUGGAUGCGGCUAAAGAGACUCUGUUGCGCGAUUCUUGUCUCUGCUUCAUUGUUUCUCAUAUUCUGUUUCAUUUUUCACCAAGCAAUGACCAUGGGUUCCCAAUAUUACUUUUACAAGAGUGAGAAGAACCGGAUCAGUACAAUCCAGGCUGGAGGAGAAUCUUCUUUCGUCAAUUGCAAUCAGAGAAACGGUAAGUUCUCUAUGUCAGCUGCAAUGGACAGUUUGUUAAGUUCAGUUGAGGAUACUAAAUCUUUGAAGGAGCCAUCUCAUGGUAGAUUCCCAGAUGGCCAUGUUAGGGGAAACGAAGAGCGGUUAACUAAUCAGAAUGCAAAACUAACUUCUGCAAAUGAUAGGGAUGUUAACAGUUUCUUAGAACCUCGGAGGGAAGUUUCAUUGUCAUCUUUGCCCUCAAAAUCUGUGGUGGCUGAAAAUCCUGAUCCAAAGGAAGCACCUCAAACUGGUAAUCUUACUAUUCGGAUUGGGAAAGAAAAGAGAAGAAGGCGAAGGAAAAGGAAAAGGAAAGGUGGAUUUAAAGAUUUGAUUGAAGUUUCAAGUAGUCAAAGUGGAAACUCCACACCUUCAUCCCCCCUCUCCCCGAUAACAUCUGUAACACCGAAUCGAACAUGGCCACUCCCUUCUGAUGUGGAGCAUUCUGUGGGGUCUAGAAAUCCUUUUACGCAUUUGGCCAACCAAAUCCGUGAGAAGGGUAAAGCUCCUCAUCCCAUCUCCAAAGCAAAUGUAUUGGGAGCUAAAGUUUCCAUGGAGCAUAGUAGCAGCAACUGGUAUUCUCCUGCACAAGAGCAGGUAAUACCGAGGGAAGUUGUUUCAAAACCAGUUCUCUCGCACUCCGCUACUUUUCCGAGUGCUAGUAUGCCGAGCUCCUCUUCUCCUUUGGCUUCAACAUCUGUGAUUGCUCCUUGUGCUCAAGCUCCGGGGUCCGAACUCUCUAACCAGAAAAGUUUAAAAGCAGAAAGAAAGGGUAUAAUUGGAGACGAAUAUACUUAUGAUAUUUGGGGUGACCAUUUUUCUGGACUCCAUUUGAGGGGUAGUUCAAGGGAUGAUGUUGCAGUGAAUUCCAGCAUUAUUACAGAGAAUAACUCUGAUAGUUUCUUUGUAAAGGGUCCACAAACCCUCAUGAACAAAUCUCAACCAAGUUCUAUCAAUCAAGAUGGGUGGUUCCAUUUUUCUUCGUGUGAGCAGAUGAUGAUUUUGUCAGGGAAUUCUGCGUUUUUCUACAGCGUCUUAAUCUUGGGGACUUUAUGUGGAAAGCAGAAACCAAAAGAGAAAGCCAGAACAAUGACGGUAGAAUGUGGGUUUACCUGUUCACGUGAUUGCUAUUAG
This is a messenger RNA of Hibiscus syriacus, 4239 nucleotides long. RefSeq lists its product as uncharacterized. The record is from RefSeq and is a predicted model, not a curated record. NCBI's taxonomy places the organism in Eukaryota, Viridiplantae, Streptophyta, Magnoliopsida, Malvales, Malvaceae. The coding region runs from base 64 to 4239 and encodes 1391 amino acids. The transcript is spliced from 4 exons. Gene Ontology annotation, cellular component: membrane.